UAUCAAACCCUAAUCUUUCUCUCUCUCCACACACACACACACAAACCCUAAUAACUACGUGACAUUAAAACCUGAAAACAAACCUACAAACCCAACGUGAAAAUGAGUGCAAAUCCUAGCACUAGUCACACCGGUGGUAGUGGCGGAAGUAGCACCGGUGGCGGCGGUGUUGGUGGGCCGUGUGGAGCUUGCAAGUUCUUGAGAAGAAAGUGUGUGGCAGGCUGCAUAUUCGCACCAUAUUUCGAUUCGGAACAAGGUGCGAUCCAUUUCGCAGCCGUGCACAAGGUGUUUGGAGCCAGUAAUGUCUCCAAGCUCCUGUUACAUAUUCCGGUUAACAAGCGGCCCGAUGCCGUGGUGAGCAUAUGUUAUGAGGCUCAAGCCAGGCUUCGAGACCCUGUCUAUGGCUGCGUUGCUCAUCUCUUUGCCCUUCAACAACAGGUUGCGAAUUUACAAGCUGAGAUCUCUUAUCUUCAAUCGCACCUAGCAACCCUAGAGGCUCCAACGCCUCCACCACCAACUCAACCACGAGAUCCACCCUCCGAAUUUUCCAUCGCCAGCCUUCCGGUAACCUCAUGUGUUCCAGCCAACUAUGAUCUAUCAGUACUUUUCGAUCCAAUGGUUCAAUCUUCUACGUGGCCCAUGCAACCAUCACCACGACAUAUGGAUCCCGUUCAAUUCAGUGGUGGCAACGCCAUGGACACUCCGCCACAACAUAGCAGUUGUGGCAUCGGUGAUCCGCAUGAGGUGGCUAGGGAACUUUUGCAAAGGCAGGGCACUGAAUCUUCGGAAACUUUAACCUUGCCACCACAUAGUAGCUGAGGUGAAACACUUUAACUUUUUAUAUUGACUUUAUCAAUUGACCACAGGAGUUUGACCUUUGACAUUUGACAUUUUCUGUAUGUUACUUUUUCUUUUAUUUCUCAUGUUGUCUUGAUUUUUUUAAAUUUCUGUUUAGUUUUAAUCAACUGUUUACAUAUACAAAAUAAUGUAUAACGAUGUAGUUAUAUUUC
Messenger RNA from Helianthus annuus (common sunflower), 1010 nucleotides. Its product is annotated as LOB domain-containing protein 30. Gene Ontology annotation, cellular component: nucleus. The record is from RefSeq and is a predicted model, not a curated record. The transcript is spliced from 2 exons. Bases 103 to 819 code for a protein of 238 amino acids. NCBI's taxonomy places the organism in Eukaryota, Viridiplantae, Streptophyta, Magnoliopsida, Asterales, Asteraceae. Gene Ontology annotation, biological process: hormone-mediated signaling pathway; positive regulation of DNA-templated transcription.